AUGUCGCAUCAAUAUCCUCCUAACCAACCUCCUUACCCUCCUUACGGUGGCUCUUCUCAGGGUCCUCCCAUGCAUCCGGGACAACAACCCUUUGGAGGACCACCAGGAGCAGCUCCCUACCCACCCUACCCUCAGCAGGGCCACCCAAACCCCGCCUUUCAAAACCCUCUGUAUCCCAAUGCCGGCGGUCCUCCUCAGCAAUUCGGCCAGCCUCCCAACUUCCCCCCACAAGGUCACUCUCCUUACGGUGGCCCACCUCAGCCUCCUUACCCCGGAUAUCAGGGCGGUCAUGGAUUCCCUCCCGGUCCUCCGCAUGGUCCGCCUCAAGGCUACCCUCAGGGUCACCAUCAGGGUCAUCAUCACGGGGCGCCACCUAUGUCAGGUCCCCAGGGACAGCAACCCUACCCGUCUCCGUCGUUCCCACAACAAGCUCAGUUCCCCAGCCAGCCCGCUAUUCCGUCGCUCGGGUACACGCCCGGUCAGGUCGCUCCCGGCGAGUUCCGUCCUCAGGCAGACGCCCUCCGGAAGUCGAUGAAAGGAUUCGGCACCGAUGAGAAGGCGUUGAUUGCUACGAUCAGCAAAUUGGAUCCUCUGCAGAUGGCAGCCGUCCGCAAGACCUACACCGAGCAUAUUCGUCGCGAUCUCUACAAGGACGUAAAGUCCGAAACAAGCGGAUACUUUCGUCAGGGCCUGUUGGCUGUUAUUGACGGUCCCCUGGCUCACGACGUCGCUUGUGCCCGGGAUGCAGUGGAAGGAAUGGGCACGAAGGAAUGGUUGCUCAACGACAUCCUGCUUGGCCGAUCGAACGCCGAUCUCCAGGCCAUCAUGUCCGCGUACCAGCGCACCUACAAUCGCUCUCUACAGAAAGACGUGGAAAGCGACCUCUCCUUCCAGACCCAGGGGCUGUUCAAGACCGUCUUCCGUUGCCAACGCCACGAAGAAUCCAUGCCUCUUGACCCGCGCAUGAUUGAGGAAGAGGCCAAGUCUAUCCAUUCCGCGACCGCCGCCCGAAUGACCAACAACGUUGAGGAGGUCUGCGGCAUCUUCGCUCGCUCGUCGAACGAGGAGCUCCGCGCCAUCCACCAGGUCUACGGCCAGCGUUACAACACGCCUUUGGAGAAGCACGUCGAGAAGGAAUUCUCCGGCCACAUAAAAGACGCUCUCCUGCAUAUUCUGCGGGGCGCGCUGGACCCAGCCAUGCGUGAUGCGGUCGCGCUGGAAGACUGCAUGGAGGGAAUGGGUACCAAGGACGAGAAACUGGUGGUGCGUGCCGUGCGCGUGCAUUGGAACCGGGCGCAUCUGGAUCAGGUCCGACGAUCUUAUCAUCAUAAAUUCCAGAAGGCUUUGGUGGACCGGGUCAGGGGCGAGACCAGUGGGGAUUACCAGCGAUUGAUGGUGGCUCUGGUGGAGUGA
Molecule: messenger RNA, 1413 nt
Organism: Aspergillus affinis
Lineage: Eukaryota; Fungi; Ascomycota; Eurotiomycetes; Eurotiales; Aspergillaceae
Product: annexin
Exons: 2
Coding region: 1-1413 (470 amino acids)
Cellular component (GO): cytoplasm
Molecular function (GO): calcium ion binding; calcium-dependent phospholipid binding
Source: RefSeq, a predicted model, not a curated record